AUGUCCAAGACCAAGGAAAACCGCCCUGCUGAGGGCUUCCACCAGGAAUACAUUGCGUCGCUUCGAUACCGAAAUGAUCUUCCGCCACCAGAGAUGCCCCCAAAGUUCUUGGACAUCCCUCAUGAAGGACUGGAGCGGUUCUUAGCUCCUGGCUAUGCUUCGAAUAUGGCCAGGCGGGAGGAGCCAGGCAUUGACGUUGAUGCUGAGGGCGGUAUGCCAAUUGAUCUGGUCGGAAUACCAGGUCUUCACCUAGGCGAUGAAAGUGCCAUUUUGAUGCCAGAAAAUCCACCACCAGUCGAUCCUCGAGACCUGCCAUUUCUAGUCCCGCUUGACCAACUGAAGAACCCAGCCGUGAAGAAUGUAAACGUCAGUUUCCUUCGUCGUACUCAAUACAUUGCCAUCGAACAACGAGGUCCGGGUGGCUUCAAGCCCGCAGCCGGACGAGUCAAACCACGUGCUUCUGAAAAGACCAAGCUUGCCAAUGAUGAUCCCGUGUAUAUCAAGAAAUACCUCAUGAAAGGAUUCGACAUUGCUUAUCCGCAAAGCAAGCAUACUAGCGAGGACACUGCUGAGCGGAUCAAGGGACAUACGCCACAGAAGCCAGAGAUAGAUGCUUGGGCACACCCUGUUCAUCCAGACAACCCGAAACUCAAACCUCUUGGGUUCUUUCCAGUUAUGCCCGAUUUACAGGGAUACCCAGACCCAGGCGGAUUUGUUCAAUUCAAGUUUGAUAAACCUCCAUUGCUGGCAGCUGCAGGAAAACGCGACGAUAGGAUUGACGUUGGUCUGUUGUAUCCAUCUGCGCCACCUGAGCAUAUCCUUGAGGAGCACGACGCAAAAGCUAGACUGCACAAGAAUAACCCUAGACUUUACAAGGACCCAGGACCAAUCCCAUGGGACUACGACUUAUUUGUUCCGGAGAAGAAGGGUUCCGUCAACAAGAUCAAGAAGAAUCUUGACCUUUCCAAUAGCAACAGGGAUGAUGAGGACUUGUACACGCACGAUGAUGGAGACGGCAAAUUCCACCGAUACGAUAGACUACGAACCUAUUCCACCAAGGCUCAACAAUUAAACUCGGAGCAGAAACAACGCGAUAUUGCAUUGACACUAUUUGACCCUGCCAAGUCCUCGUCAGGUCAAGCUGAUGACGGCAUCAAGGCUGCGUACUAUUACCCAAUCCUCGGCAAGAUGCGUCUUGCGCCCGAGCGAGCUCGCAAGAUUGCAAAGGCUGGUCUUGCCCGUAGCCACGGCGAAUCUUCUGGCCGAGAAGACCAAGCCGAUCAGAUUCACGUCACUGUUCGUGAUCCCGAUGAAGCUGAAAUCUAUAAGCGAAGUUUGCAUCGGGGUAAUGUGGACCCUGAAUUCAAGAAGAACCUUCCCUCACCUCCGGCUCAGUUGGAAGAAGAGGAGGAGGAGAUUGAAGUCGGAAACACACAAAUUAGUGCCGAUGCCGAUGCAGAAGCUGAUGAAGAUGUUGCAGAGCAUGAUUCGAGACCUGGACGACGAGAUCAUUCGGAUGACGAAUCGGAUUGA
Messenger RNA from Talaromyces marneffei, 1533 nucleotides. RefSeq lists its product as uncharacterized. The transcript is spliced from 2 exons. Gene Ontology annotation, cellular component: Cdc73/Paf1 complex. Bases 1 to 1533 code for a protein of 510 amino acids. Gene Ontology annotation, molecular function: chromatin binding; RNA polymerase II complex binding. Gene Ontology annotation, biological process: transcription elongation by RNA polymerase II. The record is from RefSeq and is a predicted model, not a curated record. Lineage: Eukaryota; Fungi; Ascomycota; Eurotiomycetes; Eurotiales; Trichocomaceae.